Labrus mixtus (cuckoo wrasse) is the source of this 1333-nucleotide messenger RNA. RefSeq names its product cytosolic iron-sulfur assembly component 1 (gene ciao1). Lineage: Eukaryota; Metazoa; Chordata; Actinopteri; Labriformes; Labridae. The coding region runs from base 50 to 1060 and encodes 336 amino acids. The record is from RefSeq and is a predicted model, not a curated record. The transcript has 7 exons. Gene Ontology annotation, molecular function: protein binding. Gene Ontology annotation, cellular component: cytosolic [4Fe-4S] assembly targeting complex. Gene Ontology annotation, biological process: iron-sulfur cluster assembly.
CACGAGACAGCGGAGUGACAGGACGACACUCACAGUUUACAUUAAAUAUAUGACCAGCUCAGAUAUGAAGGAGGGUUUGACUCUGGUUCAGAGACUGAGCGCACACCCGGAUUCUCGGUGCUGGUUCGUGAGCUGGAGCCCGACCGGGACCCUGCUGGCCUCAUGCGGAGGCGACAAGGCCAUCCGGAUAUGGGGACGAGAGGGUGACUCCUGGGAGUGUAAGAGUGUGCUUCAGGACGGACACCAGCGGACUGUGAGGAAAGUGGCGUGGUCCCCUUGUGGGAAUUAUCUGGCCUCUGCCAGCUUUGAUGCAACAACAUCCAUCUGGAAGAAAAAGGACGAUGAUUUUGAGAGUUUGACUGUGUUGGAGGGACACGAGAACGAGGUUAAAUGUGUGGCGUGGGCACCGUCAGGGAAUCUGCUUGCGACAUGUAGCCGAGACAAAAGUGUCUGGGUCUGGGAAGUGGACGAAGAAGACGAGUACGAGUGUGUCACAGUCUUAAACUCUCACACACAAGAUGUCAAGCAUGUUGUUUGGCACCCCACCCAGGAGCUUCUAGCUUCAGCAAGCUACGACAACAACAUUUGUAUCUACAAGGAGGACGAUGAUGACUGGGUGUGCAGAGCCACCUUAAAAGGUCACACGUCCACAGUCUGGGGUUUGACUUUUGAUGCAGCUGGACAGAGGCUGGCCUCCAGCAGUGCCGACCGCACCGUGAAGAUUUGGAAGGAUUAUUCCAAUGAGAGUGGGCAGGGUGAUUUGUCGUGGAAGUGUAUUUGCACUCUGUCUGGGUACCAUGGGCGGACAGUGUAUGAUGUCGCCUGGUGUGGGCUGACUGGAGCCAUGGCUACAGCCUGCGGCGAUGAUUCUGUGCGAGUGUUUAAGGAGGACGAUGUGUCUGAUCCAGACCAGCCCAUUUUCUCUUUAUCAGCUCAGGUGUCUAAAGCUCACAGUCAGGACGUCAACUGUGUCGCCUGGAACCCAAAGGAGGUGGGACUAUUGGCCUCCUGCGGCGAUGAUGGAGAGAUCGCCAUCUGGAGAUUCCAAUCAGAAGACUGAUAAACAUAAACACCUCCUGUACAACAAAACAGUUACUGCAAAGUUACAGAGAACUACAUGGUCCUGAGGUCACCUCUCGUGUCUUCCUCAUUAAACUUUCACAGCUAAACUGAAAGCUCAGCAGUAUUCACCCUUUCCUUUUUGUAAACUCAUAAGUAUGCUUCAGCCCUAGCUAUGAUUUGUGAGUCAUAUUUCUAUAUUAAAGGUUCAAUUUAAGAAUUGUGUGAUUCAUUUUUGUAAAAUUAAGUAAAUGAAUAAAAACAGUAAAAAGCA